AUUUGUUUUGUAUCACUCUGAUAUAACCGUCAUCAUGGCAAGCCCUGUUGUUGAUAUUAAUGAAGGCAAGAUACGGGGUUACGAGAAGAAAAUUAAUAACAAAGUUUACUAUGGAUUUAAAGGAAUUCCGUACGCCAAGCCACCUGUUGGAGAGUUGCGGUUCAGGGUUCCGGAACCUCCGGAGCAGUGGGAGGGAGUACGGGAUGGGACUACAGACUGUAACAUCUGCAUUCAAUUUGACAAAAUGUCCAAAACCGUCGUAGGCAGCGAGGACUGUUUGUUCCUAAAUGUUUUCACCCCCUCACUGCCAGAGGCGGAAGGGCCCCGAGGGCUGCCAGUCAUGGUGUUCAUCCACGGCGGCGGGUUCAUGUUCGGCUGCGGCACCGACCCCUCGCACCUCGGCCCGGAUUGGCUGGUUGAGCAAGACGUAGUCAUGGUCAGCCUUAACUACCGACUGGGCAUUCUUGGAUUUCUUAAUCUGGAUCGCCCUGACGCUCCGGGCAACAUGGGCCUCAGGGACCAAGUCCAAGCCCUAAAAUGGGUACAGAAAAAUAUCAGCAAAUUCGGUGGUGAUCAUAAUAAUGUCACCAUAUUUGGAGUAAGCGCUGGUGGCUCGUCCGUUGAAUAUCUUCUACUCUCACCAAUGGCUAAAGGCCUUUUUCAUAAAGCUAUUAUGCAAUCUGGCUCCACACUACUGAAUUGGGCCAUAAAUAAAAACAUGAGGGACAUCAUUAAAAAAUUACCACAAAUGAAAGAUAAUAAUAAUAGAAAUGAUGAUAUAUUAAUACAAAUACUAAAGAGUUUGACUGGUGAAGAUUUAAUAAUGGCAUCUAUGACAGCUCUGGAAGCCACUAAGAGGAAAGGUGGACUUUAUUUUGGGUUCGUACCAUCAGUAGAAAAACCUAGUGGAUGGGAGCCAUUUUUAGAUAAAUCUCCCCUAGACUUAUUGUCUCGCGGUGAAUUCACACAUGUCCCUAUCAUGACAGGCUUCUGCGCUCGAGAGAACAUUUUGCUGCGAUUUUAUGCUCCGCACUUGCUGGAAAAAUUAAAGCAAGAUAAAAUAUUUCUGGAUCAUUUACCCUUUGAAAUUGAUAAUGGAUUAAAGGCUGAAGUUGAAGACAAAUUAAAGAAGAUAUAUUUGGAAACCGAGAACCGCUACGGCGAAGACGACGAAUAUGCCAUAGACUUUUUCUCGGAUGUCGACUUUAUUGCUGGUAUUUACAUUUCUGCUACGUUGAUAUCGAAAAGGAACCCUUCAGUAUACUUAUAUGAGUUCGCCUACAGUGGGAAACUAAACUAUUUGAAAGUGAAGCUUGGGAUUACAUCUCCUGGCGCUUGCCAUGGUGACGACUCCGGAUACAUUCAGCCUUCUGCCGUGGUACCCACCAACAACAUAUCAGAUACCGACAAAACGGUUAGGGACAGAAUGGUGAUGAUGUUUACCAACUUUGCUAAAUAUGGAGAUCCGACUCCGGCUGUGGACAAUCUCAUUACGACCAAGUGGGAGCCCCUAGGGCCGUCAGGCCGCAGCUUGUUUAUCGACGACCAGCUCACCAUGCGGCCCUUCCCUUACACAGCGCGGACUGCGCUCUUUGAGCAAUUAUACAACGGUCAAUACGGACCUAAAUGUCACUGCUAA
This is a messenger RNA of Cydia amplana, 1639 nucleotides long. RefSeq names its product juvenile hormone esterase-like. The transcript is spliced from 3 exons. Gene Ontology annotation, molecular function: serine hydrolase activity. The record is from RefSeq and is a predicted model, not a curated record. Bases 35 to 1639 code for a protein of 534 amino acids. Lineage: Eukaryota; Metazoa; Arthropoda; Insecta; Lepidoptera; Tortricidae.